This is a messenger RNA of Astrephomene gubernaculifera, 963 nucleotides long. The record is from the annotation of a GenBank genome assembly. Lineage: Eukaryota; Viridiplantae; Chlorophyta; Chlorophyceae; Chlamydomonadales; Astrephomenaceae.
UUGCUUCCACCCUCCUUCGUACCCCGCCCCCCCCGGCACCCCGCCUUCCUCCCCGGUCUCCCUCCCCCCCAGGGCGGUCGUGCUGGCGGUGGCGGUGCUGAGCGGGACCGCAUGCGCGUUGCCAUCCUGGACGAGGCCAACAUCGUGUGCUCCACUCUCUCAUUCGCGGGCAGCUCGGUGUUCUACAGGCUGAGUCGCAAGUUCGAUGUGGUGGUGAUCGACGAGGCGGCCCAGGCGGUGGAGCCAUCCACACUGGUGCCGCUGGUCAUGGGGUGCAAGCAGGUGUACCUGGUGGGCGACCCGGUGCAGCUGCCCGCCACCGUCAUAUCCACCCGCGCAGUGGAGCAGGGCUACGACUGCUCGCUGUUCAAGAGGCUGCAGACCGCAGGCUACCCGGUCCGUGUGCUAGACACGCAGUACCGCAUGCACCCAGACAUCGCCGCCUUCCCCAGCUCCGAGUUCUACAGCGGCAGGCUGCUCAACGGAGAGGGUGUGUUGGAGGAAACCCGGCAGCCCUGGCACAGCCAGCCCGCAUUCGGCCCCUUCGCCUUCUACGAUGUGGCAGGCAGGGAGUCCACACCACCCGGGGGGGCGUCCAUCAUGAACAAGGCCGAGGCCCACAUGGUGCUGGUGGUGUACCGCGAGCUCGUACACGCCUACCCGCAGCUGCGGCGUACGGCAAGCGUGGCGGUCAUCUCGCCGUACAAGGCCCAGGUGAAGCUGCUGCGCGACUCCUUCCGUACGGCCCUGGGCGAGGAGGCGGCGCGACUGGUGGACAUCAACACCAUUGAUGGAUUCCAGGGUCGUGAGAAGGACAUCUGUAUCUUCUCCGCCGUACGCUCCCCCGUGGCGCCCAAGAAGGGGGGCAGGAGGCCGGGUAUUGGUUUCGUGGCGGACGAGCGGCGAGUCAACGUGGGCCUCACCCGAGCGCGCUGCUCGCUGAUCGUGAUUGGGAACAUGCGG